Messenger RNA from Cololabis saira (Pacific saury), 2846 nucleotides. It is a transcript of the gene uckl1a, whose product is annotated as uridine-cytidine kinase 1-like 1a. The transcript has 15 exons. Bases 4 to 1626 code for a protein of 540 amino acids. Gene Ontology annotation, cellular component: cytoplasm. The record is from RefSeq and is a predicted model, not a curated record. Gene Ontology annotation, molecular function: ATP binding; kinase activity. NCBI's taxonomy places the organism in Eukaryota, Metazoa, Chordata, Actinopteri, Beloniformes, Belonidae.
UCCAUGGCUCCGACCAGCCGAUGCCGGCUCCGAGCUCGCGGGAUCACGAUGGAUGCAGAGAGACUGAAAAUAAUGUCGUCUCGCUCUGACAGUGGGAGUGGCGAGGACUCGCUGGACCGGCUCCUGCCGCCUGCCGGGGCCCCGCGCAGGAAAAGCACUACCUCACUGAGCAAAACCGAGCCUCCGCUGCUCCGCACGGGCACACGCACCAUCUACACGGCCGGCCGCCCCCCCUGGUAUGACGAGCACGGCGCCCAGUCAAAGGAGGCCUUUGUCAUCGGGUUGUGUGGGGGCAGCGCCUCAGGGAAGACAACCGUGGCCAAUAAGAUCAUCGAGGCUCUGGACGUGCCGUGGGUGGUGCUGUUGUCUAUGGAUUCCUUCUACAAGGUUCUGUCCCCGGAGGAGCAGGUCCUGGCAGCGAGGAACGACUACAACUUUGACCAUCCGGGGGCCUUUGACUUUGAGCUCCUGGUGGCCACCCUGCGAAAGCUGAAGCAGGGCCGGAGUGUGAAGAUCCCCGUGUACGACUUCACCACGCACAGGAGACAGAAGGACUGGAAAAAUCUCUACGGUGCCAGUGUCAUCAUUUUUGAGGGAAUCAUGUCCUUUGCAGACAAAGAGCUUCUCCAGCUCCUGGAUAUGAAGAUCUUUGUGGACACAGACUCGGAUAUUCGGCUGGUCCGCCGGCUCCGCAGGGACAUCACGGAGCGCGGCCGGGACAUCGAGGGGGUCAUCAAGCAAUACAACAAGUUUGUGAAACCUGCAUUCGAGCAGUAUAUCGAGCCCACCAUGAGGCUGGCGGAUAUCGUUGUGCCGAGAGGGGGUGGGAACAUGGUGGCCAUCGAUCUGAUCGUCCAGCAUGUCCACAGUCAGCUGGAGGAGCGUGAGCUCAGUGUCAGGGCCCUGCUGGCCUCGGCCCACCAGCUGCAGCCGCUGCCGCAGACGCUCAGCGUGCUGGAGAGCACAGCGCAGGUCAGAGGUCUGCACACCAUCAUCAGAAACAAAGAAACUAGCCGAGAUGAGUUCAUCUUCUACGCAAAGCGGCUGAUGCGUCUCCUCAUAGAACACGCGCUGACGUUUCUGCCAUCUCAGCCGUGUGCGGUCCAGACCCCGCAGGGCCACGAAUACCAGGGCCGCAGCUCCAACGGGAGAGGGAUCACCGGCGUGUCGGUCCUGCGGGCAGGAGAGACCAUGGAGCCGGCCCUGAGGGCCGUGUGCAAGGACGUACGCAUCGGCAAGAUCCUCAUCCAGACCAACCUGGACUCAGGUGAACCAGAGCUGCAUUACCUGCGUCUGCCCAAAGACAUCAGUGAAGAUCAUGUCAUCCUAAUGGACAGUACAGUGUCCACCGGCGCCGCCGCCAUGAUGGCAGUGAGAGUCCUGUUGGAUCACGAGGUGCAGGAGGAGAAGAUCAUGCUGGUGUCGCUGCUGAUGGCAGAGCUGGGGGUGCACUCUGUGGCCUACGCUUUCCCAAAGGUCAACAUCAUCACCACGGCCGUGGACAAAAGUCUGGACGACUUCUUACACGUAAUCCCCGGCAUCGGGGACUUUGGGGACCGGUACUUUGGGACGGACGGGUCAGACAGCGGGAGUGAUGAGGAGGACCAGGAGCAUCUGUCCUACUGACUCAAACAUCUGUGAGCCUGGGAAAGACAAAACCAAAUUACUUGAAAACUCCGGUUAUUGUGCAUCUUCUUCUUCAAGCGUAGACAGGCACACAACUUCUUGUAUUCGCUUUUAUGUACUGAGGAGAAAAACUUUGUUCUCAGAUGUAGCCAAAGAGUCUCCGUCUAGAUUUGUGUAUUAUAGAUUUUUCUAUGUUUGCGACCCGGAGUCUUUAUUGCUAGUAUUUUCUUACAGAAAGCUUAAAAAUGUGAACGAGUGCCAUUACCCUUCAGUUCCAACACUGCAAUAAAAUUAUAUAUUACACUGUAUUAAAAUGACAACUCACUCUAUUAUCUGUUCAUCUUCUGUAGGACUCUGAGUCUUCAUUGUUAAUAUUUUCAUACAUGAGGAUUCCAGAUGUGAAACGUUGCCAUAACCCAGCAGUUAUGAUAUGAAUCUGCUCCGGGACCCGGUUCCCAGGACUUAUUCUGUGAUCGGUUAGGUUAAAGUGUUGGCAGAUAUGUGUCAGUCACUGUCAUAUUUAUCUGGUCCCCCUCCGAGUUCAGAAGGUCAGGGGGUCAAACAUCACACAAAGCAAAACCUUUACGCUCCAGCUGAGGCUGAAAACCUCAACCAAACAGGUUUACGCAGGCAAUUUUGAAAAAUGAAGUUGUGCACAAUCAAAGUUCCAAUUCACCCUGAGACAUUAAUGAAUGUCUGCUCACAAUCUUUCCUGAAGCCUUUGAGAUAUUGAUGAAAUAAAACUUGAAAAUCAGCUGUUUUCUAUGUGAAUUCAACUACAAAUGUGCUUGCACAGUUAAUAAUGUGUUAGAAUCAUGAUGGAUAGUUCUGCUGUCAUACUGCACGUUGUUUAAUCAGCUUCUCGUCAUUUAAGGGGUCACUUUUAUGCUUCUGGGUGUAAUUCAGACCUUUCACUGUUUAUAGUGUUUCUAAAUCUUCUCUUAAGAAACAUGGUAUAGUUUUGCACCACUCUGCUGCUCACAUUGAUGUCAGUGGACUGUCACAAUUAGUGCAUUAAAUAAUUAGUCAAUUCAUAGUAAACUCACCCUUGCUCUUGGUUAAAUAUAUAUUUUUAAAAACUAAAAAAUUUUUUUUCUUAAAUUCUCAUUUUUUUAUGUCUUAAUGGUGUGAGUGAUGUGUCUCAUGUCAGGUGAUUUACGGUUGAAAACAAUUGAAUAAGUGAGACGGAUAAAUCAGCAGAUUAACCCGUACAAAUAAUC